Ciona intestinalis (vase tunicate) is the source of this 856-nucleotide messenger RNA. Its product is annotated as large ribosomal subunit protein uL30. Gene Ontology annotation, biological process: maturation of LSU-rRNA from tricistronic rRNA transcript (SSU-rRNA, 5.8S rRNA, LSU-rRNA). The record is from RefSeq and is a predicted model, not a curated record. Gene Ontology annotation, molecular function: RNA binding; structural constituent of ribosome. Gene Ontology annotation, cellular component: cytosolic large ribosomal subunit. Lineage: Eukaryota; Metazoa; Chordata; Ascidiacea; Phlebobranchia; Cionidae.
AUAGUUAUAAUUCACCCCAAUAGUAUUAAGCAGCGCCAUCAUGCGUACGGAUUGAUGUUGUAUUUUUAUUCCAUGUCGUGUUCCUUUUCUAGUUAGCUUGUUAGCAAUAUGGUGGCCAGUAAGAAGCUCCCAAGGGUACCGGAGUCCCUCUUGAAAAAGAGGAAGGAGUACCAGGCACAGAAGGCAAAACAAGCACAAGCUGCUAUUCUUAAUAAGAAGAAAAACAAGGAGAAGCGAAAGAUAAUCUUCAAAAGAGCUGAGCAAUAUGUGAAGGAAUAUCGAAUUAAGGAAAGAGAUGGAAUCAGGCUUGCACGCCAAGCAAGAACACAUAAUAAUUAUUAUGUUCCUGAUGAACCAAAACUCGCAUUCGUUAUCAGAAUCAGAGGUAUCAACCAAGUGAGCCCAAAGGUGAAAAAGGUUCUUCAGCUUUUUAGACUUCGUCAAAUCCACAAUGGUGUUUUCAUCAAGCUGAACAAACCAACUCUACAGAUGUUAAGGAUAGCUGAACCAUACAUUGCUUGGGGAUACCCUAACUUGAAGACCGUUCGUGAAUUGAUCUACAAAAGAGGUCAUGGAAAGGUCAACAAAUCCAGGAUUCCAAUCACAGAUAACAACAUCAUUGAAGACUCUCUUGGCAAAAAGGGAAUCAUCUGCGUUGAAGAUUUGAUUCACGAAAUCUUCACUGUUGGCCCCAACUUUAAGGCAGCAGCAGCUUUCUUGUGGCCAUUCAAACUAUCCUCUCCCCGUGGUGGCUUCCAGAAGGUGACCAACCACUUUGUUGAGGGUGGUGACUGUGGCAACAGAGAGGACAAGAUAAAUGCUCUUGUUCGCCAGAUGAAUUAAAUUCCGCAAUCUG